Molecule: messenger RNA, 4362 nt
Organism: Cadophora gregata
Lineage: Eukaryota; Fungi; Ascomycota; Leotiomycetes; Helotiales; Ploettnerulaceae
Gene: PMR1
Product: High affinity Ca2+/Mn2+ P-type ATPase-like protein
Exons: 5
Coding region: 745-4005 (1086 amino acids)
Biological process (GO): calcium ion transmembrane transport; intracellular calcium ion homeostasis; manganese ion transport
Cellular component (GO): Golgi membrane; plasma membrane; endoplasmic reticulum
Molecular function (GO): P-type calcium transporter activity; ATP binding; ATP hydrolysis activity
Source: RefSeq, a predicted model, not a curated record
CGAAAUAAUGGGUGGUGGGGAGGGGAGGGAAGAAGCUGGCUGUUUGAAUUCAAGAUGGCUGGGUUGGAGAUGCACUAAGGCCAAAUAAGGUUGGCUGCUUGAUUGCCUGAGGCACAGAGUGCUGGUCACGUGAAACUUCCCUACCUACUAUUCCAACACUGGAAUAUUUAGAAGGGUGUCGGCUUCGUUCGAGGCGAACAGAGAAUGAAAUAAAUCCGAUUUCGUACAGUACCUGGUGAAUGAAGUACUGGAUAAUUCCCAUUUCUUCAAAUUUUAGCCGGUUCGAUUUCUGUCUAGGUCCACCCUUCAAUCGCUGCUUGCAGGGGUUCAGGCUCAGUGCUUCGAAGCCAAAAAGUGCUGCCCCGAGUGCCCCCCAGUCCAGCCCAGCUUGACUGUGGGUCCCUGAAACGGCAAAAGUCCAGCGCCGCCUCACGACACGUUGUGGAUUCACGGAGCACUUUAUUGUAAUCAAUCAAACACGCAAAUGUCCUUGAACUCUCCCAGACAUCCCACUUAGACAUUGGCAUGUUUGCGAUGCUCCACGAAUAAUCAACGCCGAACCAUUGUGAGGAAGAGGCGCACCGGGUCCAGUUCACCCAACCAUAUCACCCCAGACCCGUACCAUCAGCUCCAUCAGCUCCAGCAACAUAUCCCUGUUUCGUAUGCCUCAGCGGUAGAAUCAGCUUUGACGACAGCAUCAUUUGCUGCUCGUUAUACUAGAGACCAGUAUAGAGGAAAGUGGCCAUGGGGUGGCCGCGCAUCUCCCGGUCCGCGAGCCCAGGUGGGAGUUUGUUGCCAUUGUCGAACCUCCCGACCAUCGAAGCUUCGAAUUCAGAGCCCCCAUCGAGGCCACGGUCAGAGGCAAGGUCGAGGUCCAGGUCACGGAGCCAUGUUCGCUCAUCUUCAUCAGUUGCAAAGUCAGUAGCAGACGAGUACUCCGCCCUCACUCCGAACGAAACAGCUACGCGACUGCAAACCUCCCUGACGAAAGGUCUCUCACCUGCCGAAGCUCUCGCUCGAUUACAUGACCAAGGUCCGAAUGAACUUCCUCAUGAAGCACCAGAGCCUUUAUGGCUGCGAUUUCUGAAGCAGUUCAAGGAGCCCCUGAUUCUUCUCCUUCUUUGUUCAGCAGGGGCGUCUGUAAUUGUUGGAAAUAAAGAUGAUGCUAUCAGUAUUACGGUUGCAGUUACAAUUGUGGUAUUGGUGGGGUUUAUACAGGAAUACAGGUCCGAGAAGUCGAUCGAAGCGUUAAGCCAUCUGGUUCCAAACCAUGCCCAUCUGAUACGAGGGGAGCCCCCCAGAACAGCCAGCUUACGGACACCGACAUGGCAACCAGGCGUCGCAGAUGCGCCAGAGGAGGAGCGAUUGAUGGACUCUACAUCUGUGGCAGAAGCUGAGGCCGCGGUGGAGGCAAUAUCUAGCAAGGUCAUGGCAGCACAGUUGGUUCCGGGGGAUUUGGUUUUAUUUACGACUGGCGACAGAAUUCCGGCAGACAUUCGAGUGACGAAGGCGUCCGAUUUAACAAUUGAUGAAUCGAAUUUGACUGGAGAGAACGAACCUGUGAGGAUUACUGCAGAGGCGAGACAACCAUUUGCAUACAUUAGGUCGAAGUCGAAUAAUCUAGAGCCACCAGGAUCUCCAGCAUAUGCAUCGGCUGGUAGCGGAACGGUUGGGGCGGAUACGCAGCUGAACAGUACAACGAAUAUUGCAUUUAUGGGAACACUAGUUAGAUCUGGCCAUGGACAGGGAAUAGUCUAUGCGACUGGCGGAAACACACAUUUCGGCACAAUUGCAGCCAGUGUGAGCGAAACCGAGAGCCCAAGAACACCCUUGCAGCUUUCCAUGGAUUCUCUUGGAUCGCAACUCAGCCAGGCAUCUUUUGCGAUUAUUGCUGUCAUAUCGUUUGUUGGAUGGCUGCAAGGAAAGGGUUUACUGGAAAUAUUCACAAUUUCCAUUUCCUUGGCUGUUGCAGCCAUUCCGGAGGGUCUUCCAAUCAUUGUCACCGUAACCUUGGCUCUUGGUGUGCAUCGCAUGGCAAAACACCAUGCAAUUGUCCGAAAAAUGCCAAGUGUGGAGACGCUUGGUUCUGUCAAUGUUGUGUGCAGUGACAAGACAGGAACUCUGACAAUGAACCAUAUGACAACGACAAAGAUGUGGUUCUUUGGCGGCGAUGGCCCCAUCGAGGUUGAUUCAGAUGACGAAGCCACGGAGUCCAAGCCGGACCCCGUUACCCUGAGAAUUCUCCGUAUCGGCAAUGUCGCCAACAACGCGCGCUUAAAUCGUCUUCAUGACGAAAACCCGCAAUCUGCUUCUUCCAUAGCUAUUCUGUCCUCUACCGAGAAUUCAGAGGGUCACAUGCUCAGAAGUCGAUGGGUUGGUCAACCAACAGAUGUGGCUAUGCUUGAUCUUUUGGACCGUUUCAAGGAACAUGAUGUUCGAGAAGGAUUCGGACCCCGCCUUGGAGAAACGCCUUUCAGCUCGGAACGUAAAUGGAUGGGAGUCACUGUUGGCGAUCCGACUCCGGAUGGCAUGUCGAUUGCACGAGAAGUCGCCUAUAUCAAAGGAGCUGUUGAUCGUGUAUUGAGCAGAUGUGAUACAUAUCUGACAAAGGACGGUCGCGAGGUGGUGUUGGACGCUGUGCGGCGACAAGAAGCUUUGGAUGCAGCCGAAAAGCUAGCUGUUGAAGGUCUUCGAGUGCUGGGAUUUGCGAGUGGCCCUGUUGGAAAACAUGCCAAAUCUUUGCACUCCAUUAGCCGAAGCAGUACGCCAACAACAAAGCAACCCGAACCACAUGUUUCACACAGUGAGGAUGUGUACAAGGGAUUAGUCUUUGCAGGAUUAGUGGGUAUGAGUGAUCCUCCUAGACCAGGAGUUCAGAAAUCGAUUAGACGGCUCAUGCGGGGAGACGUCAAAGUGAUCAUGAUCACUGGUGAUGCAGAAACGACAGCUUUGGCUAUUGGCCAGAAGCUUGGUAUGACCAUUGCCGCUCCACGGGAACAUACUGCAAGCUCGGUUGCGGUAAAGCCUGUACUGAGCGGAGCCGAGAUCGAUGAAAUGUCAGACGAGGAGCUCGAAGCUGCGAUUGCGAACACUUCGAUAUUCGCAAGGACAAGUCCGGAUCACAAGAUGAAGAUCAUUCGAGCACUCCAGGCCCGAGGUGAUAUCGUAGCCAUGACAGGAGAUGGUGUAAACGAUGCACCAGCACUGAAGAAAGCCGAUAUUGGAAUAUCUAUGGGUCGCCAAGGCACAGAUGUGGCGAAGGAAGCUGCAGACAUGAUCUUAACAGACGAUGAUUUCUCCACGAUCCUUAAAGCCAUUGAAGAAGGCAAAGGUAUCUUCAACAACAUUCAAAAUUUCCUUACAUUCCAACUGAGUACCAGCGCCGCUGCACUCAGUCUGGUAUUCUUCUGCACGUGUUUAGGAUUCAAAAAUCCUUUGAACGCGAUGCAGAUUCUAUGGAUCAAUAUCAUCAUGGACGGUCCGCCCGCCCAAUCCCUCGGCGUCGAGCCCGUCGACCCCGACGUAAUGACCCGCCCCCCACGCAAACGCAACGCCCCCGUCCUAACCUGGCCCCUCAUCACCCGCGUCCUCACCUCUGCCUCCAUCAUCAUGCUCGGCACCAUGGCCGUCUACACGCACGAGAUGCUCACCGACGGCGAGGUCACCAAGCGCGACACCACCAUGACCUUCACCUGCUUCGUCCUCUUCGACAUGUUCAACGCGCUCAACUGCCGCUCUGAAUCGAAAUCCGUCCUUCGCGGCGAGGUCGGCCUCUUCAGCAAUACGCUGUUUAAUUGGGCUGUUUCGCUCAGUUUAGGGGGUCAGAUUCUGGUUAUUUAUUUUCCGUGGCUGCAGGAGGUAUUUCAGACGGAGGCUUUGGGGUUCUUUGAUUUGGUUGCGUUGGUCAUGCUUACGAGUAGUGUGUUCUGGGUUGAUGAGGGCAGGAAGUAUUGGAAGUCGAGGGGGAGGAGGAGGUUGGGGACUGGAUAUAGUCAGGUUGUGUAGGUGUAGUGUAUGUAUGUAGGCUUUGUGUAGGUAGGGUUAGGGAUUUCCAAGUGUACUUUAACCUGGUCUCCCUUUCCAUCUUCUUUGUUGAAAUUUUUCCAAUAUAUAGUAUUCCUCUAGGAAAGAAUGGCGAGCGGGUGCAUUUACAGUAUAAAAUGGAUGGAUGGUUUGCGGGUCAUGAAGACGGAAAGACGGUAGGAUUGGUCAUUGUAUAUUAGAUUGCAGUCAAAGAAUUCCGGGACUGAGAAUAGGUAUCUAUCUACACUCUCAUUUCUCCGAAGUUUGCCUGGGAUCAAGAUAAGCUCCCUGCUACCAAUAAUACCUAAAGAAAGAUCAUGGUGUGUGGGACAAUUAGCA